Gaeumannomyces tritici R3-111a-1 is the source of this 321-nucleotide messenger RNA. RefSeq lists its product as hypothetical. Lineage: Eukaryota; Fungi; Ascomycota; Sordariomycetes; Magnaporthales; Magnaporthaceae. The transcript is spliced from 3 exons. The record is from RefSeq and is a predicted model, not a curated record. Bases 1 to 321 code for a protein of 106 amino acids.
AUGUCUACCGCAGCGCCGCUAGUGUCGUGGCUUGGGUCGGCCAGCGCUCGUGCGGGAGGACUUGGAGUGUGGGCUAAGCUGUCCGAGGCGUAUAUCAAGAUCCUUUAUCGGCCAUGGUGGCAAAGAGUCUGGGUGCUACAGGAGCUCCUGCUGGCCAAAAAGGUCACCCCCCUCUACGGCCCGCAUUCUAUCGACUGGGAGCUUUUUCGAAUGUGCCUGUUUAGAACCAUCUCUCUCCUAAAGCACUUCGUAUUCUUCUCAUCUAGGGAUCCCCAUACCAGGAUCAACCGGAUGUCAAGGUUGCUCAACACGCUUGUCUAG